Messenger RNA from Malurus melanocephalus (red-backed fairy wren), 2137 nucleotides. RefSeq names its product proteasome maturation protein (gene POMP). Lineage: Eukaryota; Metazoa; Chordata; Aves; Passeriformes; Maluridae. The record is from RefSeq and is a predicted model, not a curated record. Gene Ontology annotation, cellular component: cytoplasm; nucleus. The coding region runs from base 76 to 501 and encodes 141 amino acids. Gene Ontology annotation, biological process: proteasome assembly. The transcript has 6 exons.
CCUGACGCACCGGGGGCGGGGCGGAAGUGACCKCACUGCGGCGGCGGAAGUGGCUGCGCGCGUUGGGGGCUCAAGAUGAAUCCCAGAGGCAGUGCAUCUCUGUUGAAGGAUAGUAUCUCAUUUACAGAAGUUUCGGCUACAGGGCUAUUUGAAGGUCAUGAUCUUCUGCGCAGAGGUUUUACAAGCGUCAAAAAUGAACUGUUGCCCAGCCACCCGCUGGAAUUGACAGAAAAGGAUUUCCAGUUAAAUCAAGACAAAACAAACUUUGCCACGCUAAGAAAUAUUCAAGGAAUCCAUGCACCUUUAAAGCUGCAGAUGGAAUUCAGAGCAGUGAAACAGGUCCAACGUCUCCCAUUUCUUCACAGCUCAAACAUGGCAAUGGAUAUUUUGAGGGGAAAUGAUGAAUGCAUUGGUUUUGAGGAUAUCCUUAAUGAUCCUUCCCAGAGUGAGGUUAUGGGAGAACCACACAUCAUGAUGGAGCACAAACUCGGUUUAUUGUAACAAAAUAAUACUUCACAAAAAUGUUUUGUGUGUGUCUUUCUACUGCAGAUCUGAGUACAUGGUACUGAAUUGACACUCACAGUGUUAAGCAGUCCUAGUUAUCACUGGCCUUCCUUGAUGAAAAGGCACAUUAAAUGUCUAAAGUCUAUAAAUYGUUUUGUGCUUGUUAUCAAUCAUACAAAUGUCCUGUAACUAGGUAGUUUAAAUAAUGCCUUUUCAUAGCUCAGGACAAUAGCUUCUUAAAUAUGGAAAUGCUAUGUAUGUAUUCAARAAAUUAAAAAAUACCCAUGCAUUUUAAAGCUGACUACUGUAGGUUAAUGCAUUUAAUGGAGGAAGAGGAAGGUAUUCUCCAAUGCGUAACUCUGUUCAUGAAAAUUUCCAUACACUUUAAACUGUUGAAUAAAAGUUUGCUAUAAAAAAAUGAUGUUGUGUUCCAAAACAUAUUUAAUCCUAAAUCAAGAAUCUUUUAUCCGUGACACAACGUUGUCCCCUUUUCUUGCAAUCUCUUUAAAAGUCUUUAACUUCUGCGCUGCCAGUGGUAUCCUGCUACAUAUACAUAGUAGAGAUACAUAGUAUCUCUCUCUUUGACAGUUGUUUGUGAGUGAGCUAUUAAGCUCCUGUGUAGAAUUGGAAACAUUGCUCUAAGAAUGAAAUUAAACGCCUAAUUUUUUUCAUGUGUGUCCCUGAGAGGRUGUUAUGGUUUCUGAAAGUAGAAGCAAGUUUCACUUGGGGUUUAAAAAGAUGUUAUAAAAUGUUUGUGAAAAUAAUGCAAAAAAUCCCAGGUCUAAGUAUUUUAGUAUUAAGAAGGAAUGCAGUGCCUAAUUAUGAAAGUACCUAAUAAAGCUGCUGCAGUAAGAACUGGAGGAUAUGGUGGCACAGAUACAGAAAUAGUUAUUUGUGGGUUUACAAAAAUCAGAUCUCAAGGAAUAAUGAGAGUUAUACUUUAAUGCAACUUUUAAAGGAGCAGACCAMUGGAAGGGUUUUUGUGUGCCUAAGUGUCUUUAUUUAUUACAUUUGGGGUUGUAACAACUAUUUCUGGUAUCAUACAUGUAUAUGUUAUGUAAAUCCUGCAAGGCAGCUAAUACAAUGUGGCAUAUUAUGAAAAAAAGUCUGUGGUUCAGAAAAUGGUAUGUCUUGUCAUAUGUGAGCAACUUGAAUCAGUAUUUCURAAACAGGAACUGUCUUUAUUCAACAGGGUUUUAUGACUUGGUUAAAUGUAAUUAGUGUUCUGUUGUAGAUAAUUUUAGCAGAAAUGUUGCUAUAAACCUCUUUUUACCAUUGCAAACAUCUCUUGUGCUUUUCAGUGGGCUUAUAGCUACUACAAAUUCCUUAUCUAUAUGGGCCAAAACCUCUAGCUUCUGUCCUGUAAAUUUUAUAAUGCUUUUAUGUGCAAAACAUGGCAGCAUUUUGUAAGCAAUUAAGAUAAUAGUAUGACUYGGUAGUUCUGUUUUUAUUUGGUUCUGUUUUUAAACUUGUUUUAUUUAUGAAGUGAAGCUUCUAUAAUUGUCUUUCACUUGAGACUUGCAGAGAUUGGAGGCUUGUGCUGUGCUGUACAAGCUAUUUAAUUUGGGGKUUUUUUUCCCUUACAGAGGACCAAUAAAUUGAAGGUCUACAUGCAAAUGUAGACCUACUCACA